CAUUUUCUUGGUGGAUCCUAAGCCAUGAUGGGUUAAGUGGCCUAAUAAUUGUGUUAAGUCUGCAUGACAUUCAACUGUUCUUAAUGAUCCAGCGUAACUGUGAACGCAACUUCAGUUGUAUGUUCUAUUUUUAAAAGGAAAACAUUCCUGAAGUUGGGCCAUCCAGAGGGAGUAAACACACAACUUCAGCUGUAUGCUUAUAUAUAUAUUUAAAAGAAAGCAUUCUUAAAGUUGCCUCUCCUCAUCAAGAUCCAGAGAAAACCUUAGAUGGCUGGCUGGCAUAACUGUCUAUUCGUCUGGAUGAUGGGCACAACUGCACAAAUUUUACGUAUCAAAUUGGAGGAGAGAGGCCAAGAAACUGACCAAAUACUUAAAAACUGUCUUAUUCGUUUGCAGGAAAGAAUGAAAAAACUGUUCUUGUAUUUGUGUAGGCUUACUGGAAUCUCUUUGUUUUUUUAAGCUCAUUAUUAUUAUUGUUAUCAAAAACAAAAGCAGAGAGUCGUCCUUUGCCUCCUCGUAGUAAAAUAAAAAAGGAAGGUCUUUAGCUUUACCCAAUGACAGACCGACUGGAUUCCUAUGCGAAAGGGUCCAAACAAAAUCGCACCACCACCACCAUGAGUGGGUCGGCAUCAAGUCAAGCCAAUCACUCCAGAGAUAUACAAAAACCUGCCACGUGGGUAGCAAAUAUGAGAGGGACAGAGAGAGACCAUUAAUUCCAUUACUCUACUACGUCUAAGUAUGCUCCCAAAACCAACUAAGACUCCACCCCACCCACAGCAGAAAAUAAAAAGAAGGAUUUAAAAAUGUUUGGAAAAAGACCCACCGCAAUUUGGUAUUCAAAGCCCGCAUUCAUUCAGUGAGUGAGUGAGCAAGCGAGCGAGUUACCAACAGUAAACAGUCUUCCUCAGCAUUUGUUUAGAAAUGAAGGAUGGUGACUGACGCCAUGAAGGUGUAUAAAAUAGUUUAUGAUUUCGGUUUUCUAUUAUAAUAAUUCUUAUUAUAGACGGCCGGCCGGGCGGCCGAGGACCCAACCGCCAACAAAUAGAAGCUUCUUUCAUAAGCAAAAACAUAUUUUCCACUAAUAUUCGCAUCUCAGUGUGGGCCGGCCAGCACCACGAGUUCAGACCACUUGUGCUCCUCUCCUGCUACUUUGACUUGUAACCCAAAAAAAUAAAAAAACCAUUUUACUCACUCAACAGUUCAACCUCCCACCAAUGGCCGAGCCAACCCAGGUGGUUAUACAACCGGAUCCCCUUUGCACAUAUAUCAUCCCCCAGUUGUCUAUCACCACCAGGACUGAUAUGCAAGGCAUCAUACUAAAUCAGUAAGCAUUAAUCAGACAGAUGAAGCUCAAUGAUUGAGAGUGAAAAUUAAUAUAUAUAAAAAGCAGGCUGAGGAGAUCUGCUAGAUCAGCAGUCUCAUCCCUGCAGCUCUAUUGUUCUGUCGGUGUUCCUCUGCGCCAUACGUCUUCCUCCCACAAAUCCCACCCACAGCAAUGGGACACCCUCUAAAGCAGGCGGAGGUAGAGGUGGAGGAUUCCUUUUCAGUGAAAUCUUCUCUUGUUCCCUCUUCAAGUGCAAGGCAAAAGGGCCUCCUGACACCACUACUUCCCGAGCCCCCCCAGUACAGAAGAAGUACAAGUACCAGAAGCCUCAAAUCCAGACACAUUUAUAUGGGCUGUAGUACUGUUCCACUGCAGUGGUCAAGAAUGCACGAGGGAAUUCGAAGAAGAAGAAGAAAGGUAUUUUGUAUAACAAGUAGUAGGAGGUCCAACAACAAUGGUAGAAACAAACAGAAAACAGUCACUGAAACUGAAAGCAGUUGUCGUCUACAUCAGGAACAGCAGCAGGAGGAGGGACAAGACUUGUCAUCUAAGGAGGAGGAGGAAGAGGAGGAUGAGGAAGCUUUAACCUCAAGGGAGGAAAUUUAUCCAAUAUUAUUGAGCCAGGACAAAGUCUGCCGGGGUUUACGCUUCGAUUCUGCUCUGCAAACCAAAGCUGAUGUCCUCCUCUUAAGUCACAAGUAUCAACCCAAGCUUUUCCAAGACAUCACAGGUCAUGAGUUUACAGUUAAGGCCAUAUCUAAAGCUAUUGAAAAGGCAAAAAUUGCACGUCUUUAUCUCUUCCAUGGCCCCAAUGGCACUGGAAAGACAUCCACUGCUAGAAUUUUUGCCAUGGCACUAAACUGUGAGUCAACUUCUCUCAUUAAGCCUAAGCCGUGCUGGAGUUGUAGAGGCUGCUCAAGAAGCCUUUAUAUCAUGGAGUUGUGUUCUGGAAGUAGAAUAGCUGGAUUUGAAAGAAUUAAGACUCUCCUGCAGAGCACUUCAUUUACCCAGGCAAUUCCAGGUUUCAAAGUCCUAAUCAUUAAGGAAUGCCACUCAUUUAAUGCAGAAGCAUGGGAUGAACUUUUGGGCAUGGUGGAAAGGGGACAUGGCUCUAGAGUUGUAUUUGUCCUCAUCACUGUAGAUGCAAACAUGGUUCCCACAAACAUAUCAUCAAGAUGUCAAAAAUUCUGCUUCCCAAAACUUAAGAAGGAGGAGAUGACACUGAAGCUAGCCAAGAUUGUGGCUUGCGAGGGUAUACGAAUUGACAAGGAAGCACUGAAACUGAUAAUUGCCAAGGCGGAAGGAUCCUUGAGAGAAGCUGAGAACUUAUUGGAUCAGUUGGCCUUGCUGGGAUCAACAAUCACUAGUUCCAUGGUCCAACAGCUUGUGGGUCUUGUUCCCCAAAAUAUGCUUCUUGACUUGCUUGCAACAGCAACUUCAGGAGACACUAUCAAGACUAUUAGAUAUACAAGGGAGCUGAUCGCAACAGGUGUUGAACCGCGAGCCCUUGUGUCCCAAUUGGCAUAUCUCAUUUCAGACAUACUUUCAGGUGCUGUUGUAUCAGAUUCUUCAUCAUCAAUGAGAUCAUCCAAGGAUAAGGAUAAGAGGCUGUCGAGAAGCAGAUCAAAACUUACAAUCACUCAAUCAGAAAGAUUGUGCCAUGUGUUAAAGAUACUAGUUGAAACAGAGAAGCAACUCUGGUCCUCAACUGACCAGAAUACAAGAAUAUUGGCUGCCCUUUUAGAAAUUACUUCUGAAGAUGUCAGCAACAAAAUAUCUACAGGCAUCAUCUUGCCAAGAAGCAUAACUUCACUCCCAGGUGGCAAGCCAAAUGCAGUUUCCAAAGAUAUACACAGCCGAGGAUUAUCUGGCUGCAGCAGAAGCAACAUACAUCAUCAUCCCACCAGCAGAACUUCCAAGCAACCAGAUAUGGACAUAAUUGAACCAGGCAGCCCGACCAUUAAAAGCAUUGAUAAGAUCCAAAGAUCCAGAGGCAAAGAAGUUCAAAAGGAACCCAAUUUGGCACACAUGAGUGACAUGGAAGAAAUUUGGCAGAAUAUGCUGGGAAGAAUAGAGAGUAUAUAUAUUAAAGACUUCUUGUGCCACCAAGUGAAGCUUGCAUCGUUAACUGUAUCCAGAGCCAACAUGAUUGUACAUUUGAUGUUUAAAAGACAUGAAGACAAGAUGGCAGCCCAGAUGUCAGAAGAAAGCAUAUCCAAGGCUCUUAAAAAUGCCAUUGGGUGCCCCGUCACAGUAAACAUGAGCCUAGAACCAGUUGACUUGGAAAUCAUCAAAGCAAAUACAAUCUCUAUUAGUAGCAGCCAGUUAGUGAAUCCUUCUAAUUCGAAACAACAGCAGAGAAUACCUUUUUUGGGUGAAUUUUUUCACAAUAUGAAUUUUGAAGCUGCAGCAACGCGCCAUACUAGUACUACAACUCUGGAAUUAUCUCCUCCAUCAGAACAACACUCAAGGUCAAGGACUAUGAAAUUUAUAAACUGCACAAUGAAUCAAAGGCAACACAGAGAAGAAGGAGAAGGAGAAGAAGAAGAAGAAGAAGAAGAAGAAGAAGGAGAAGGAGAAGCAAACACAACUUGGCCCCAAAAUAUCUCCCCCUUUCUUGGACUUGUGACUCAGAAGAACCAAUUUGACACAUCUGCAGACCCUGAAAGAGAUGUCGUUCUAAAAAGUGGGCAAAACUCAAUAGACACAGCCCCCCAUAUCAUGAAAGCAAACAAGCCGAAACACAGGUGGUUGUCAUUAUCCUCAAUUCCGCAGAGUGAUGCAAGUAUAGAACCAUACAGUCAAGAUAUAUUGUUUGAAAAGACAAAUGAAAAAAGAGAAAGCAACACCAGAAAAACCCGCAAGUUCCAGAAGAAAGGCUUCUUAACGACUACUGAAGAUCGUGAUUCCCAAGGCAGUGCAACACAUCAAAAAUUGAAUCCCUCUUGGAGUUGCACCGGCAAACUCUGUCCAAGGAAGAAAAAAGGAAACAUCCUGCAAGAAGGCACUGAAAUUAAUCCUCAGCAUGGAAAUUGAAGAGUGAGAGGAAGAAGUCCAGUUGAGUGAGGGAUGGGAUUCCAUGACGCUCUGAGGGUACUUACUGAACCAUGUGCAUGAUUACUAUUAUAAUGUUUUGGAAUCGUGAAACAAGUUUUAUGUCCAGUUACAAAAUCUAAAUCUGCUUGGUUGAUGGGAUGAUUUUAUUUUAUUUGGUAGAACUUUAUACAUGUGUAUGCCUCUGUCACUGACUCAAGCAGUUGCAAAUUCAAAAAUUUUGUUGAGGGGACAAAGUACUUUUACAAUUACAAAAUUUCAUGUGACUAUAUUUCUUUAUUUUUAUCCAAACACACUCUCACUCCAAACUUCGGUCUUUCAUGCACUCAAUGAAAGUAAACCUCCAAAGAUUAAAUUCCAUGAUUUCAUGAGGUGACCAAAGACUAAUCUAUGAAU
Molecule: messenger RNA, 4774 nt
Organism: Camellia sinensis
Lineage: Eukaryota; Viridiplantae; Streptophyta; Magnoliopsida; Ericales; Theaceae
Product: protein STICHEL-like 3
Biological process (GO): DNA repair; DNA-templated DNA replication
Cellular component (GO): DNA replication factor C complex
Molecular function (GO): DNA-directed DNA polymerase activity; DNA binding; DNA clamp loader activity
Source: RefSeq, a predicted model, not a curated record